Molecule: messenger RNA, 846 nt
Organism: Lolium perenne
Lineage: Eukaryota; Viridiplantae; Streptophyta; Magnoliopsida; Poales; Poaceae
Source: RefSeq, a predicted model, not a curated record
AUCUAGCCCUCUCUCUCUCCCCUAGCUCUGCUCGCCCAUCAUUGAAACAUACCCAAAGCUCAACCACAGGCCAGCACCAGGCAAAGCAUAGACACCGAAACACAGAGAAAAUGGGUAACGCCAUGCCGUCGUGCUUGGUCGACCAGGGCACCAAGGCUCUGCUGCCGGCGACGAAGCCCAACCGGAGGAUGUACUCGCUCAACCUUCUCACGAAGGCCCUCCACAGGAUGAAGAAGACGCCGUGCGGCGACAGGGCGGCGCCCACGUCCAAGACUGUCAUCGGCAAGUCCCCGCCGGAAGCGGAGGUAGGAGGAGCGGGAGCGAAGAGCGUCUGCAAGGCCAGCUACGCCAAGGCUUCCCCGAGACAAGCGGCUGCGGCGGCGGCUCGCGGUGGCGGCCACAGGAAGGGCGUGGUGAGGGUGAAGGUGCUCCUGAGCAAGGAGGAGGCGGCGCGGCUGCUGUCGCUGACCGUCGGCGGACAGAAGAACGCGGCGCAGAUCGUGGCCGAGAUCAAGAGGAUGGAGGCCCGCCGCGCCGCCGCCAGUGCCGGGUGGCGCCCCGCGCUGGCGAGCAUCCCCGAGGAGUCGUCGUAGGAAGGAUGAUGGAUCGAUGCUGUACGCCUCUGGUCAUGUCACGUAUGUAUGUAUAGGACUGUAGGAACGUGUGAGUACUGUCGCUGGGUUGAGAGGCGAGCCGACGACAAUGCUAGCUCCCCCCUCCCAUGCAUCUUCCAUGAUCGGUGCUGGUGUGUGUAUAUAGCAGCUUCCCGUUUAUGAAGCUUCUCUUCUGCUCUCCCUGUUGUUCAUCGCGAUCGCUGAGAGAGAGAAAUGGAACAGGUUUUCGUCC